AUGGCGAAAAUCUCAACUGUCGGUAAGGACCGUUGUGAGUUCGUCAGUAAAGAGCAAAUUGCUGACAGUGAAAAGAGUAAUGGUAGCGAUAUUGAAGAUGAUGAUGGCUGGGAGAGAAUGUAUAGCGAUGAUUAUGAUGAUCUUAUUGCGAAGUUCGGCAGUAAUAGUAAGCUAAUUAUGAAUUCGCUGAAUGCUGUGUCGAAAGUAGCUACGAAUCGAACUUGUCUGGGUGAGUUCUGGGACCAAAAGUUAAUUGAAAAAUUUUCCUCUAUCAAUACCGUAUAUAAGGAUCGUGCUGACCGAGCAACUGCUGAACAGGUUAUGGAUAAACGUACUCUGCUUGUAUUAAGACGACUUUUGCAACGAGAUAUUUUCGAUGAAAUCGAAGGAUGCAUUAGUACUGGUAAGGAGGCGAAUGUUUAUCAUGCUGUAACAAGAGAUGGUAAAAGUCUGGCUGUGAAGGUAUAUAAAACAAGCAUACUCAUUUUUCGAGAUCGCGACAGAUACGUUAAUGGUGAAUUCAGAUAUCGACAUGGUUACUGCAAGCAUAAUCCAAGGAAAAUGAUCACAGUGUGGGCAGAAAAAGAAAUGAGGAAUCUGUCUCGAAUGUAUUCUGCUGGACUUCCAGUCCCAAAACCUGUGGUAGUUAAACAGAAUGUUUUGGUUAUGGAUUUUAUUGGUGCCGAUGGUUGGCCAGCCACACUUCUAAAGGAUGCUGAACUGUCACAUAAAUUCGCCGAUGCAUUUUAUAUCGAACUAGUGGGCUAUAUGCGAAAAAUGUACAGAGAUUGUCGACUAGUACAUGCCGAUUUAUCCGAAUACAAUAUUAUGGUUAAAGAGGGGAAGUUGUACAUAAUUGAUGUAUCGCAAUCAGUAGAGCAUGACCAUCCACGUUCGCUGGAAUUUCUUCGUUCAGACUGCUCAAAUAUCACAAAAUUCUUCAGAAGUAAAGGCGUUUCUGUACUUUCAACCAGAGAUCUUUUUCUUUUGGUGGCUGAUCCAUCUAUUAAAACAGAAAGUGAAUUACAAGAGUCAAUGAAUAAAAGGACUUUUGAAAUAGAAGCCGAUGAUACCUUGUUUAUGAAUGCCUUUAUUGCUCAAAAGUUAGAACAAGUACUCUACUUUGAACGUGAUCAACAAAUUGAAAAAGCUGGUGGAGAAAUUCCAAAUCCAUUUCAGAUGAUGAUCUCACAAGUAAAAAGCAGUGGAGAUAAAAGUAUAAAUGAGAAAAAUGAGUUUAAAAAUGAAUUAAAAGACCAAAGAGAAUCAACUCGAUAUCAUGACUCAGCAGGAUCGUCCUCUUCGGAAGAGAAAGAACAAAAAGAUCGCAAAGUAGCAGUCUAUAUACGCAAUCGAGAUGAAUCCCCGAAUACAAAAAAGGAACGGAAACGACUAGUAAAGGAAGAAAAGCGCGCGAAUCGUUUAACCAAAAUACCGAAACAUAUUAAGAAGCGCCAUAAUAAAGCCAAUAAAUGUCGGUAA
Messenger RNA from Brugia malayi, 1482 nucleotides. RefSeq lists its product as uncharacterized. The transcript has 11 exons. The record is from RefSeq and is a predicted model, not a curated record. Gene Ontology annotation, cellular component: cytosol; preribosome, small subunit precursor. Gene Ontology annotation, molecular function: protein serine/threonine kinase activity; ATP binding. NCBI's taxonomy places the organism in Eukaryota, Metazoa, Nematoda, Chromadorea, Rhabditida, Onchocercidae. Bases 1 to 1482 code for a protein of 493 amino acids. Gene Ontology annotation, biological process: protein phosphorylation; maturation of SSU-rRNA.